UACUAUGAUAUUCAUUUCAUUUCACAGGAAGAAGAUCUUCCAUUGAGCGUUAUUUGGUUUGUAGAAGGCUUUUUGUCUUGAAAUAGCUGAAACGACUGGUGUUUUAUUAUUAUCAUUCUCGUCAAGAACAUCACAUUCACAUUGAUAUGGGGUCUGAGUUCUCGAUGCACAAAAGAAAAGAAUACAAUGAACUAUCAAUUACAGAGCCUGUGGAGUUCUCUGUUCCCAAGCCUUACACCCCGUCAUACCGCCAUUCUUUGUUGAAAAUGAUUGGAGAAAUAGACAAGGAUAUCUACUCAGAGACACUUGAUUACCGACAGCUCGCACCACCAUCUAAGGCACUACCCCUGGGGACAUUGUCCUUUAAAGUGGAGUACGAAUCUUACGAAGAAAAGUUAACCAUACAUCUUGUAAAUGCCAAGCGACUUCCGGUUCGACAUCACGUGACCAAAGUAGGCGAAGAUGUAGAAUAUAACCCAGUCCCUUGUGAUGUUAAAGUAUUAAUCUGUUUGUUACCUGGGCAGAACGAAAAUCUUGAGUCUUCAGUAAAACAAGACAAUCGAGACCCAGUAUUUGAUGAGCUGUUUGUUAUCAAUAUAAGCAAACAAGAUCUAAGAAAGAGUAUAGUACGACUGUCAGUAUUUGACAGCAGAAGACUGCAUCAUUUAUGUCCCAUAGGGCAUGCACUGUAUAGUCUAAAGGCACAAGAUUUGGAUGGAGCCAUAGAAGUGCAAAGAGAAAUUAAGCCUCAAAGUCAGACCGACGGACACAGCAGAGGGCAGCUGUAUCUGUCUCUACAAUACUUAUCUUCACAAGGUCGAGUCGUUCUCAAAAUAAUCCAAGCACAAGACAUACUUCAUUUCGAAAAGGCAUGCUUCAAAGAAUAUUAUGUCAAAGUUUGUCACAUUUACACCGACCGCAAAGUGAAGACAAAACGUUCGUCUACAGUGGAAGGAACACGUAACAUGGUGUUUGAUUGUAGCUUCUCAUUCCCUAUUAGUACUCAAUUUCGACGAUACAAACACUUGGAAACUCCAUGGACCUAAAGUGGAACAAGUGAAUAUUCUACAAUAAACUUACGGGACUGAACAUUAACAGAGACAGUCAUUAGUUAAUUAGACCUUAAAAGUUUAUCUGUUAAGAAAACUGGUGUUUGGGAUUAUCUUUAUUGAUUUUUUUAACCAGGACCAUACUUCCAGACAUCGAGUGCUGAACCGUCGUAUGGCUUACGGCUACGCCGGAGAUUUCGAACCCGUCACCGCUAUCCCGGGAGGAAUUACAGACUGAUCAGGAAGCUUGGCAAAAGCCCAAGGGAGAGGUUAGUCGGCCCCUAGACCGUAGAUGAUUAACCCCUUGCUAUGACCAGCAGACCUGAUAUUUCGAUCGUUUCACUGAGGACUAAGCUUCCAUGAUCUCUCUUUUUCGUGUGGGAUGCGUUUUGAAAAACUAGCAGCCGACGUUUGUCACUAAAACGCUUUCGAAUAAUUCAAAACGUGCAUAAACGCACGCAUGCGCAAUUAUUCUACUUUCAAUUCAUUCCUAGUAUGAAUCUUACGUACCAAAACAUCAAAUAAAUACCGUGAAUUCACGGAAAUAAGUCUUCCCUCCAAAUUGAUCAAAAAAUUCUUUUCGCUGUCGAGGUGGCCUACUACUUUUCAACAUUCGAUUUGAACCCACGAUGUGUGCGCUCGCUCAAAAACCGCAGAAUAAUCUUCACGACUUUUUUGAAGAACCAUAAAUGUUUCGAACUUCAAGAGGGCAAAACCCUCAUAUUUUGCUCGGGACUCUGUAUUUUUUUUCUUCAGAAUAACAGAUAAUAUCCCAUUAUUUUUCAAAGUUUAAGACAAUUCUGUUUAUUAGAACAAUGUAAAAAAUCGUUCUGUUUGUUUUGUGCUAAAUUCUUUACGAUAACUUGCAUACUGUCACGCAGGGAA
Messenger RNA from Actinia tenebrosa (Australian red waratah sea anemone), 1934 nucleotides. RefSeq names its product synaptotagmin-15-like. The record is from RefSeq and is a predicted model, not a curated record. Gene Ontology annotation, cellular component: plasma membrane; exocytic vesicle. Lineage: Eukaryota; Metazoa; Cnidaria; Anthozoa; Actiniaria; Actiniidae. Gene Ontology annotation, molecular function: clathrin binding; calcium-dependent phospholipid binding; calcium ion binding. Gene Ontology annotation, biological process: synaptic vesicle endocytosis; calcium ion-regulated exocytosis of neurotransmitter.